AGUGGGAUUUAAACAAGUCUCUCAUAAGAUAUCAAGCAGAACCGCUGGACAUCAAGGAGAGCCACAGAGCUUUUGUGAAUGCACUCUUGGAUCUGCGCACCGGACCAAGCUGGAUCACUAUGAUUCUGACGAACGCGGCUCAUAGCAAUGGUUUGCACAGAAUAAUCGGUCAGACAUUUCCGAAUCUCAAUUUUGACCUCUACAAAUCCGUUCAUGGUAGAGCUGUUGGUCAUUUCUCCAUCACAAAAACUCCAAGGAAGAUCAGAGGAUGAAAGUUUUGACUAGUCUCCCUCUUUUAUUCGGCUGCUGGACUCUUUUAUACCUAGACUUUAUACCGCAAGCGCUCUCCCUUACCGGAGUGGCGGCGCAGCGCUCCGGACACCGAAACACCGGAGCGGACAAACUCAAUCCAAGCGCUUCACGGUUAACGGUGGCGCGCAACGGCACGACGCCCGGAAAGCCAUCUGACAACGCGAAGAUUUCUCGAAUCAGGGCUGGGCCACCUCCGAUAAAGGCAGAGGCCAUACCAGUAACAAAUGCGCAAAGCGGCCGCGCCACGGUACCUGUCAGUUUAGGACGCAGGGAGGCCCUGCGCUCUUGGCUACCCAAGGAUGCGGCGCGGGUUGCACCCGGCACGGCAUCCUCUUCCAGCAUCCAACACCAACCAGGACACAAUAAAGUAAAUGAGGGUUCUUCGCAAAGAUCCGCUGUGCUUUCCGCGAUAAGGGCAGGACAACCCAAAACAGGGGUGAUGAAAAUUGUCGCACCGGCUCCAGCGCAGCUGAGAGCGAAAGCACCAGUGAAGUUGGAGGGGAGCGAGGCGCCCAAACACCCCUUGGUGACGCCACAUGACUACAUGCUGUCCCUGUACUGGUCACUGACCAGUGGAGAGGUCAAUACUAGUGUCCUGCACGAGGCUGGGAUGGCCAACACCAUCACUAGUUUUGUAGACAGAGGACAUGAUGACCAUGUGACCCAGCUACGACGUCAGAGGUACCUCUUCAACAUCAGCUCCAUGGAGAAGGAAGGUUUGUUGGGUGCAGAGCUGCGCAUCCUUAGAAAGAAACAUGUGGACUCUCGUAAAACCACAUUUGCAGAGGGUGUGGCUUUUUUAAAACUAUACUCCUGUGCCACAGGUAAGCACAGACCCAUAAUGCUCCAGUCUCGGCCUAUUGAUCAACACAGCGCCCCGUACUGGGAAGUGUUCGAUAUCUGGAAACUGUUCAAGAACUUUAGAAACACCUCUCAGCUUUGCUUUGAGCUUGAUGCUGUCAAUCAAGGCCGACCGCUUGACUUGAGAUUGCUCGGCUUGAGUCGGUUUGAAAGAACUACUAAGGAGAAGGCCUUUUUUGUCGUGUUUGGGCGUACGAAAAAGCGAGGGCUCUUCUACAAUGAGAUCAAAGCACGUUCAGGGCACGACAACAAGACCGUCUACGAGUACCUCAUUACUCAACGUAGGAUGCGCCGAGCACCAUUGCCACGUGGUAAAAAAUUGCCCAAGAACCCCAAACAGCGGUGCAACCGCAAACAGCUACAUGUCAACUUCAAGGAAAUGGGCUGGGACGACUGGAUCAUCGCUCCUCUAGAGUACGAGGCCUUCCACUGUGACGGCCUCUGCGACUUUCCAAUCCGUUCCCAUUUGGAGCCUACGAAUCACGCCAUCAUCCAGACUCUCAUGAACUCCAUGGAUCCCAGGUCCACACCUCCUACUUGCUGUGUCCCAACCAGACUUAGUCCAAUCAGUAUUCUGUACAUUGACUCAGCCAAUAAUGUGGUCUACAAACAGUACGAGGACAUGGUAGUUGAGAGUUGUGGUUGCAGGUAGCGAGAACUUGCUAAACAUUUUCAGCACAGUGCAUUGAAGGUAAACAGUUUAUCAGUACGUGUGUUUCCUGGGAAUCAAACACAUGACCUUGGUGUUGCUAGACUACCAGUUGAACUACAGGAACAGUAAAAGAAAAUUGAACUAGGAAAAGUUCUGCAGACUUUCAAAAAGCAAGCAUAGCUUUAAGCACAAAGUUGAAACAGAAACCAUUGAUGUCUUUGACUUUCCACAGGAGCUCUCAGAAAUUCCAGACCUUCCUUGUCAAAAAUUCCGAAGGACAUUCGACGAACUAGAGAGGCAAUGCAAAAACUCAAGAGAACAUCUACCUGUUUGUUGGUCCAUUAAAAACCAAUGUCUAUGAAACCUCCAAAAAGCUUGGAGAAGCCAUGUCGAUUUCUCAUUAACCUCUGGAGGUUCAUAAAAUGAUUCUGAGCAAAUGAACAGACACUGUUGCUUUGACAUUGCAUUGUUAUCUCUUUGUUUAAACGAACCUGUGUCGAUGUGCCAAUGAAAAUGUAGAUGUCUUUUUCUUCAAAUAAUAAAUUCAUGUAAACAACAGAUUAGUUAAUGGCUCCUUAAAUCCCAUAUCAUGAGGUGUCUGGAGGCUAAAAAUUAGAGAUUUGUGAACUAUUGCUGAUGAAAGUACACCGUUACAGUGAACAGUUACAUGAUUUUAUAAUGUCCUCAAAUUAUUAGCUGCUAAACAGAAGCAUACUCUUGUUUUCUAAGUGUUAACAGAACUUGAUUUAAAAUGUCUUGUCACUAUAUGAAAUGUGUUAUUGUUGUCUUUAUUGAGCUAAAUGUCAUGUAGUUCAAUGCUAAGUAAAUACUCUAUGUUUAUAUUUAGUUUUUCCUUUUUGUUUUAAAUGUUGCUAUUGGUUGAACGGCCAUUCAAUUUGAUCAUCUAAUGAAACCGAACGCCACCUUUAAAGUAACCAAUUGACUUUAUUAAUGCAUGGUCCUGCCUUAUUGUGCGUGAUCCAUUAGUGCACAAUAUGCCAAAGAAAAAACAGCUGUUUCUCUUUAUAAUCUUUCAGCAUAAUGUAAUAACUUGCUCCGUGUCCGAAAUGAAUCUCUUAAAUCUUUGAAUUAACUUAUAUUAAAGGUUAUUGCAAUGAUAGCAAAUAAUGAUAGAUUUGAAGAAGUGUUACAAUUGGUACACAUCGAAAUGCUCUUGAGGUUGACCUUGAUCUUUAGCCUCCAUAUAUGUUCAAAAAGCCAAAAGUGGAUGCCAGUGGUGUUUCAAAUGCAUUCACUUACUAUUUCCUCCUUUUCACCCUCCAGUAAUUUCCCUAUGGAUAAAAUCAAGUCCAGGGUUGUGAAUACCGUUUCAUGUUGAAUUUAACUGUAGGAAUGAAGGCUAGCGAACAUCUGUAUUUUCUGUGAUGAUCCAGUUCAAGGUUACUCCCAUUAGGUUGCAUAAGUUAACAGCAGAACAGUUAUUGAAAUGUAAAUGUAAAUUUCCUGGCAUUUAAAUGGUGCAAAUGUAAUUCAACAGCUAUAGCACAUUUAAUUAUGUCAGCACAUUCAGAGAUAGUUUACCUGUAAAUAAAAAUAAGCUUUAAACCUAAGAAUCUUUGCAGUGUUUUCUAAUGGCAGUCAAUAUUCACUAUAAACAAAUGGUCCCAGAAAAGCAAUUAUAAGUGAUUUGUCUUUGCAGAAAAUUUAAAUGACUGCAAAUUUAGGCUUUGCUUGUAUAAUGGAGCUUUUGUGAUGAGACCUUACACAUUGUCCUAACCAGGCAUGAUGCAACAAGUUUCUACUAAGUAGUAGUAGUUUAUCACUCCACACUGACUGGAAAAUAUGGUGUGAUGUGACAAAAUCACAGCUAAUUAGAACUUAUCUGAUGUUUAUUGUACAGUGAUGUGGAGUAGAAUUUUGGACCAAUGACAUUUAACUGUGGGCAGAGCUACCAGGCGCAACGCCACAGAAAUAGAAACUUAGUGACAUACAAAAUGUCUUGUUGCUUGUCACACUUGGUUAGGGCAAAAAUAGAUUAACAUGUUUUAGAUAAUAGCUUUAAGCGCCUGAGAUGUUAUCUUAUCUUGGCUGGUUGGAACGUGGUGUUACAGUGCAUGAAGUAGUAGCGCUGCUCAAUCUGGUUUACUUAUAAUAUUUUGGGGUAUUCAACAACCAAACUUCUAAGCAGAACUUCUCGAAAUUCGUCAGUUAAAGUAUCAAACAUUUUCUUAAAUAAAAAUA
Molecule: messenger RNA, 4027 nt
Organism: Myxocyprinus asiaticus (Chinese sucker)
Lineage: Eukaryota; Metazoa; Chordata; Actinopteri; Cypriniformes; Catostomidae
Product: growth/differentiation factor 5-like
Exons: 2
Coding region: 269-1825 (518 amino acids)
Biological process (GO): BMP signaling pathway; SMAD protein signal transduction
Cellular component (GO): extracellular region
Molecular function (GO): cytokine activity; growth factor activity
Source: RefSeq, a predicted model, not a curated record